UCCCCACUGCCCUAACAGCCCCGAUUCUCUGUGUUUUGCUCCCGUCUCCGACGAGAGAGGCGGCGACGGUGGCGUCUGCGACGGGAGACAGCGCGUCGGAGCGAGAGAGCGCCGCGCCUGCCGCCGCCCCAACAGCGGAGGCGCAGCCGCCAUCGGUCGUCACUAGACCGGAGCCGCAGGCCCUCCCGAGCUCGGCCAUCCGUGCCCCGCUCCCAGAUCUUUAUCCGUUUGGGACCAUGCGCGGAGGCGGCUUUGGGGAUCGGGAUCGGGACCGGGACCGCGGAGGGUUUGGAGCAAGAGGUGGUAGUGGACUUCCCCCGAAGAAGUUUGGUAAUCCUGGGGAGCGGUUGCGUAAAAAGAAGUGGGAUUUGAGUGAACUCCCCAAGUUUGAGAAGAAUUUUUAUGUGGAACAUCCAGAAGUAGCAAGACUGACUCCGUAUGAAGUUGAUGAGCUCCGUCGAAAGAAAGAGAUUACAGUGAGAGGGGGAGAUGUUUGUCCAAAACCUGUCUUUGCCUUCCAUCAUGCUAACUUUCCACAGUAUGUAAUGGAUGUGCUGAUGGAUCAGCACUUUACAGAACCAACUCCCAUUCAGUGCCAGGGAUUUCCUUUGGCUCUUAGUGGCCGGGAUAUGGUUGGCAUUGCACAGACUGGCUCUGGGAAGACAUUGGCGUAUUUGCUGCCUGCAAUUGUUCAUAUAAACCACCAGCCAUACUUGGAAAGAGGAGAUGGCCCAAUUUGUCUAGUGCUGGCUCCUACCAGAGAGCUUGCUCAGCAGGUACAGCAGGUGGCUGAUGAUUAUGGAAAGUGUUCUAGGUUGAAGAGUACAUGCAUUUAUGGAGGUGCUCCUAAAGGCCCCCAGAUUCGAGACUUGGAAAGAGGUGUUGAGAUUUGCAUAGCCACUCCUGGGCGCCUAAUAGAUUUCCUGGAGUCGGGAAAGACAAACCUUCGCCGGUGUACUUACCUUGUAUUGGAUGAGGCUGACCGAAUGCUUGAUAUGGGCUUUGAGCCCCAGAUCCGUAAAAUUGUUGACCAAAUCAGGCCUGACCGGCAGACACUGAUGUGGAGUGCAACCUGGCCAAAGGAAGUAAGGCAACUUGCAGAGGAUUUCCUGCGUGAUUACACCCAGAUCAAUGUGGGCAAUCUGGAGUUGAGUGCCAACCACAACAUCCUGCAGAUUGUGGAUGUCUGUAUGGAAAGUGAAAAAGAUCAUAAGUUGAUCCAGCUGAUGGAGGAAAUCAUGGCAGAAAAGGAAAAUAAGACUAUAAUAUUUGUGGAGACAAAGAGGCGCUGUGAUGACCUCACUCGAAGGAUGCGCAGAGAUGGUUGGCCAGCUAUGUGUAUCCAUGGAGACAAGAGUCAACCAGAAAGAGAUUGGGUACUUAAUGAGUUCCGGUCUGGAAAGGCUCCUAUCCUCAUCGCCACGGAUGUAGCCUCCCGUGGGCUAGAUGUGGAAGAUGUCAAGUUUGUGAUCAACUAUGAUUAUCCAAACAGCUCAGAGGAUUAUGUUCACCGUAUUGGCCGAACAGCCCGGAGCACCAACAAGGGCACUGCUUAUACCUUCUUUACCCCAGGGAACCUAAAGCAGGCUAGAGAGCUGAUCAAAGUAUUGGAAGAGGCCAAUCAGGCCAUUAAUCCAAAAUUGAUGCAGCUUGUGGACCACAGAGGAGGCGGAGGAGGAGGGGGUAAGGGAGGUCGCUCUCGAUACCGGACUACUUCUUCAGCCAACAAUCCCAAUCUGAUGUAUCAGGAUGAGUGUGACCGGAGGCUUCGAGGGGUCAAGGAUGGUGGUCGGAGAGAUUCUACAAGCUACAGGGAUCGUAGUGAAACCGAUAGAGCAAGUUAUGCUAAUGGCAGUGGCUAUGGAAGCCCAAAUUCUGCCUUUGGGGCACAAGCAGGCCAAUACACUUAUGCUCAAGGCACCUAUGGGGCAGCUGCUUAUGGCACCAGUGGCUACACAGCCCAGGAGUACGCUGCUGGUACCUACGGGGCUAGCAGCACCACCUCAGCCGGGAGGAGCUCCCAGAGCUCCAGCCAGCAGUUUAGCGGGAUAGGUCGAUCUGGGCAGCAGCCACAGCCGCUGAUGUCACAGCAGUUUGCACAGCCUCCAGGAGCUACCAAUAUGAUAGGCUACAUGGGGCAGACUGCUUACCAGUACCCUCCUCCCCCUCCUCCUCCUCCUCCAUCCCGUAAAUGAAACUGCUUGGUGGGAGUGACUCCUGCAGAUUAAUUACAUCUAGAGGAACACUCUUCUCUUUUACCCUUCUAAACCUUUUCAUUUUUUUUUCUUUUCCCAACCAUUAUGGUUUAUCUUUUUUUAAUGCAGAUUAGUUAAAAAUUCACUGCCAGGUUUCUUCUGCCCGCCCAAAAGAUCCAGUCUGUAAUAACAGAUUUUGUAAGGAAAAAAAUAUAUAUAUAUCUAUAUCUAUAUGUAGCUGACUGGAAAAGAUUAAUUUCUUCCCCCAUUCUAACGCAUGUUGAGGAUAUUGAGCUAUUUUUCAUCUUAAAGGUAUUAGGCGCUUUUGUUGAGCCUGUUUAUCAUUGGGAGGGAGGGUAGGGAAAGAUGAAUUGUUCGCAGGAGAUGGCGUCUAAUCUUUAGACUGGGAGGAGCCAAGAGGGAUUUCCAUGCACACUGUCCAUGGUAGGUUUUAGGUUACUGAAGUUAGAUAACUCAGGCUUGAUAAGUUUUAAAGACUGCUUUGUCAGUUAAUUUGGCUGAUGGCUCAUUAUGUGCAUUCAACAGAAAAUUCCUAAUUGGUUUUCUUGUCAUUGUCCCCCACCCCCCUUUUUUCCUCCAGUUAAUAAAAAUUAGUGUUAGGUUGAGUUAGAAAUUACAUUUCUGAGUUCACAUGUUUUGUUUUGGUUUUUUUUUGUUUUUUUUUUUAAGUUUAAAAGAGUAUACAUAUGGCAUUGUUUUUGCUGGGUAGACUAGCACCUGGUUUUCUUACUGAAUAUAAUAACCAGGACCAUCUAAAAGUUGUUCUAGCCAGAUAGCCACUAUGAGCUAGUGGUAAACAUCAGUACUUAGCAGAAACUUCCCAGGCAGUUGAAUCUACAAUGCAUCUUUAGAAAUGACGGACUGCAUACGAGCAGAUCUUCCUCUUAAACACAGUAUUCUUAGAGCUAGAGUAAGAAUGAUUUCGUGGGCUGCUCUGCCCGCUUGGCCAGGCUCUCCUGAGCAGGACCGCUGAAGAGCUAGUCUCCUCACAGCCUGUUCUGUGCGGUGCUUUGUAGCAGCUGGAGGCGCUCAUCCUGGGCAUCCCUUCGCCAUCAGCUUUUCACAGGUAGGUAGUGCUCACGGAGCACUAAAGCCCAGGUCCACCCUACUCUUGAGUGUGAAAGUGGGUGAGCUUGUCUCAUCCCUUUAUUAAACGCUUUUCCCCCCUGAAACUUGUAAGAACAACAGUUGAAGCAGGAAAGAAUAUUCUGCUCUUCUGUCUCCCUGUCAGUAUAGGGCAAUAGAUGGCUACAGUUCCUACAUUAGAUCACAAUGGUGGGACCUUCUGUGUUGCUGUUUCCUGUGCUGUUCGUUCACAGAACAGUUAAAGGAGGAGGCUCCACUGCAUUCCUUGGCUGUGCCCUGAGGGUGCUUGCUGCUUUAUAAAACGUAACAGUCAAUAUACUUGACGUUUUUCUUCCGGAAGAGAAAAGGGAUGGUUUUGAGGGACUGAAAGUAGGAUUCAGUGUGCAACAGAACAGGUAGGUUGUCGGCAUAUGCUGGAUUAUCCGCAUGUGAAUGCUUGGCAUCCUUUUGUUCACUGUUUUACAGACUGAAGCCAAGGGAGAGAGAUGGGCACAGAUGUGUGGCAGCUGUGCUCGUUGCUUUGAAACCAAAGUAUGUGUCCUGUCUGUUUCUAAGCCUGCCAAAAGGAAGUGUCUUAUCCCUGACACUGACCAGCCUGUUAGAGAUACUUCUUUCUACAACCAAAUUUAUUUUUAUUUUUGAUUAAGCAUUAUACCAUGGGCUGUCCUGUGCUAGUGCAGCUCUUUUAAAACAUCCCUUCUAUUACCGCCUCUGGGGAUGAAGCAGCAGCUAGGUUGCUUACCUCCCCUCUUCAUCAGAGGCAUAAUCCAGAUAAAAGCAGAUUCCAAAUUUCAGCAGCUCUUUUGGCCUGGGUACAGCAGAAAACUAGCAGUUUUCCUACUUGGCGCAAAUGACUUGUGUCUCCUUGUCUGUCCUUUGAGUUCUGCUCUGAGAACAGAUGUGGGCAAACCUUUUGAGCUGGGUUAAUUGCCUUCGUGAUUAACUCAUUUAGGAAAAGGGCUUCAGUAUUAGGCUGUGGGCUGUUUCUCCCGACCUCCCUAACAGUUCAUUGUGCAGACUUGUCAUCUAAAAGGUUGGUGGCUUUUGCUUGGAUCAGUGCCCUGCUAAUGCCCAUGCUGGUCGCUCAACACAUUCCUGUCAUUAAGACUUGAAUUGUAGGUAUGAUGUUAAGGCACAGGAUGCUAAGAGCUAUGUUACUACUAUUAGUUUGUAAACUGUCCUUUUGAUACCAUCUUGUUUUCUUUUGUAGGUAUAAAUAAACACUUGACAAUAAA
Molecule: messenger RNA, 4537 nt
Organism: Psammomys obesus (fat sand rat)
Lineage: Eukaryota; Metazoa; Chordata; Mammalia; Rodentia; Muridae
Gene: Ddx17
Product: DEAD-box helicase 17
Exons: 13
Coding region: 237-2195 (652 amino acids)
Biological process (GO): alternative mRNA splicing, via spliceosome
Cellular component (GO): cytoplasm; nucleus; ribonucleoprotein complex
Molecular function (GO): RNA helicase activity; RNA binding; ATP binding
Source: RefSeq, a predicted model, not a curated record